Anolis carolinensis (green anole) is the source of this 4237-nucleotide messenger RNA. It is a transcript of the gene ccny, whose product is annotated as cyclin Y. Gene Ontology annotation, molecular function: protein kinase binding; cyclin-dependent protein serine/threonine kinase activator activity. NCBI's taxonomy places the organism in Eukaryota, Metazoa, Chordata, Lepidosauria, Squamata, Anolidae. The record is from RefSeq and is a predicted model, not a curated record. The coding region runs from base 1 to 1038 and encodes 345 amino acids. Gene Ontology annotation, biological process: regulation of canonical Wnt signaling pathway; regulation of cyclin-dependent protein serine/threonine kinase activity. The transcript has 10 exons. Gene Ontology annotation, cellular component: cytoplasmic cyclin-dependent protein kinase holoenzyme complex; plasma membrane.
AUGGGCAACACGGCCUCGUGCUGCGUCUCGUCCAGCCCCAAGCUGCGGAGGAAUGCCCACGCCCGGCUCGAGUCCUACCGGGCGGACGGCGCCGCGGGCUCCGAGCUCAGCCGCGAAGACACCGGCUGCAACCUCCAGCACAUCAGCGACCGGGAGAACAUCGACGAUCUGAACAUGGAAUUUAACCCAUCAGAUGAUCCAAGGGCCAGACCAAUAUUCCUCAGCAAAUCUCAAACAGAUGUGAGAGAAAAGCGGAAGAGUCUCUAUGUAAACCACCAUCCUCCUGGUGAAUUGAGAAGGAAAUACAGUUCCUGUUCCACUAUUUUCCUGGAUGACAGCACAGUCAGUCAGCCCAACCUCAAGUAUACAAUUAAAUGUGUAGCUCUUGCAAUAUAUUACCACAUCAAAAACAGGGACACAGAUGGAAGGAUGCUCCUAGAUAUUUUUGAUGAAAACCUCCACCCCCUAUCGAAAUCCGAAGUGCCGCCAGAUUAUGACAAACAUGACCCAGAGCAAAAACAGAUCUAUCGCUUUGUCCGGACAUUGUUCAGCGCUGCUCAACUGACUGCCGAAUGUGCCAUUGUCACCCUGGUAUAUCUUGAAAGACUAUUAACUUACGCAGAAAUAGAUAUUUGUCCAGCAAACUGGAAGCGAAUAGUGCUGGGUGCAAUUCUACUGGCAUCAAAAGUUUGGGAUGACCAGGCAGUGUGGAAUGUGGACUACUGUCAGAUCCUGAAAGAUAUCACGGUUGAGGACAUGAACGAGUUGGAACGACAGUUUCUUGAGUUGCUGCAGUUCAACAUCAACGUCCCUUCCAGUGUUUAUGCCAAGUAUUACUUUGAUUUGCGGUCCCUGGCUGAAGCAAACAACUUGAGCUUUCCACUGGAGCCCCUCAGCAGGGAAAGGGCAUGUAAACUUGAGGCCAUCUCUCGCUUGUGUGAAGACAAGUAUAAGGACUUCAGGAAAUCUGCAAAGAAGCGUUCAGUCAGUUCGGACAAUCUAACUGUAGUUAGAUGGUCACCUGCUAUUAUCUCCUAACAGUGAAGCCCAGGAUAUUCCUCCGAAAGUACUGUUUCUAUCACCAACUUUGGGCGGAAGGGGUGUUUCGGUUCUUCUUCUUUCUUCGUUCUUGGCUUUUCUUAUUUUUAGAUCUGCCUUUACAGUGCCUCCCCCGUUGAGUAGCACACAAGAAUAAAUAUAAGGAUUGGAGAGGACGAGCAGUACUUUGGAAGCAAACCGGUUUUGUUACUUACUACAGAUCCUGUCCUCUUUCAUAAAGAAGUAAAUGCAUACCUAUACUUGGAAGACAAAAAGGCAAGAAAGGUGUCAUUUUAAAAAGAGAGAGAAAGAUUGUCGGCAGACAGAGCGCCAUGAGAACGACAACAAGAUAAACUUGGAAGAAAUACCACAAGAAGUUGGAAGUGAUUCAUGUUUCUUUUGGUAUCUUCUAUUGUUUUACUGGGGUGUGUUUUUUUUGUAUUCCUUCUUAGUUGCUUUCCUUGAUUCUAAAAGCAACAGCUGUGAAGAAGGCAGGAUCUACAGUAGCACAACAAAAGCCUAUGGACUGGACAACAUUGGUUGGUUUCUUCUUUCCUCUCCCACCCAACACACUGCGCUUUUUUUCAUAAGCUGUUCAAUGAGUUUUUCCCUCUAAUAAUUAUGUGUAUUUUGUUUCUUGUAUGCCUUUGUUGUAUUUUUGAAAACAACAUUUGACUUGAUUUAUAGUGCUGAACCAAAAGUAUACAAAAAAGAGAUCAGGUGAUCAUUUGUAACUUCAUCUUCUUUCCCCCCUUAUUUAUACAGCAACCAGGUACAUGGUGCUUCCUGAUGCGUCAUGAAUACUGUCUGUUUCAUAGUAAAUGUGGCUGCAUGUGCCUUCCUACAUUCUUUGGGAUAGUUUAUUUUUCCUUACUAUAAAAGUUAUGAUUGUUGGAAGGAUACAGAUGAUAGUAAAACUGGGGCCAAGGAGGUUACAUUUGCAUUGCAUAUGGUAAUCCUUUUUGUAGGAUUUUCAUAGCAUGUAGAGAUUUAGCAGAGUUUAAGUGCGAGAGAUGGAAAGAGAGCCAGUCUCCUUUUGUACGGCCCAGUUGAUUUCCUUCAUUUCCUGGUUCAAUGUUGCAAGCAAUAGCCUCAAGUUUUUUAUAUGUUUACUUUAAAUGGAAACCAAUCUCUUUGUAUAAAAAUAGAAAAAUUAAAAAAAAUUGUUCUAGUGAAAAGGGGUCCAUGGAAGAAGUAGAAAAAACUAUAUUAAUUUUACGAAGUGUUUUGUCACAGGUUAGAUUUCAGAAUAAAAACAACCUGUUUUUAAAAAUUGCAUUUUUUCAGUGUAGGUGCUUACAGAAAUUUAAACAAAAUGCAAACUGUGAAGAAAAUUUUGUUGCUUUGUUGAUUAUAUUGUACUUUUUCGUUGUUACUACUGGAUCCCUUUCCUUCCUUUCCUUAACAGGAUAAAUGGGUUGAAUGCCCACUUUUUGAAAGAAAUAUAACAAAUUAUGUUAUCUCUGUAAAACUGCUUGUGCUCUACACAAGUGUCUGAAUUUUUUGCACAUUUGAAAAAAAAACAACAUGCCAUUUUAUUAUACAGAAAACAAACAAACCAAAAGCAGACAUAACUACAUUUGUGGAAUUCCAUGAACUGUUGUGUGCAAGAAUGGUUAAAACAGAUGAUAUUGACCACACUGUGUUGGCUUUAUUUUGUGUGCACUAAUGGAGCGAACCAUGAAACGUCCAUGCCACCAGGAAGUUCUGCACAAUGCUCACGCCCCCCAAUUCUUCCUGUACUGUUAUAACUAGCUCCCAGUCACUUCAUUGGAGGCAUGUCUAGGGUAAAUUCCCCCCUGCCCAAUAUGCUUCUGAACACUUCCCAUUAGUUUCAAUAGUAUCUCACAUAGGAGACUUGCCCAUACACAUUCCUAUAUCUGAUCUCAUAGAGCCUUAAAAUCCCAUUUCAUCACAUGUUUACUUGAGUGAAAGGUUUGAACGGUUGCAUGGAGUAUUUUCCAUGUGAAGGUACACCCAUGUGGCUUCAAUUUUAGGGAGCAGGAAUAGGUUCCUGUGGUUUGAUUUGUCUAUAGUCAGGGGCCUGGAACCAAUGAAGAGGCAUCAUCGUUGGUCUUGUGAUUGCUUGCAAAAAUAAACACUACAAAUAGCCUUUUAAACCAGUUGGCUACUUAUCUCCUUGUCAGUAAUAGUGGCUAUAUGAGGAUCAUAAAAUGGUUGGUUCUUACUUCAUAUGAAAUAAUAUUACCCCUCUUUGGAUCUCAUAUGAAUUAGUGCUCCCUAAGGUCCCAUCUACACUGCCAUAUCAUCCAGUUUCUGACGCCAGGCUAUCUGCUUUGAACUGGAUGAUAUGGCAGUGUAGAUCCAGCCCAAGAUGUUUCUUUCUUGGUUCUAUGGUGUCCAUAGUAGAGGGAACUGCUGAUGGGGUGCGUCUUGGAUGUAUUUGGGUCCAGACCAUUAAAACUAUUAUUGGAUGGCGACGCCCUGACAAUACUAAUUGCCUUAAAAGGGCAGGGCACUGAUGAGGUUGAAUUGCUAAUAAUUAAGCAUUUUCUGCUACCUUUCUAACAUAUGCUACGUAACAUGGAGAUUUUGCUCACUGCUUCCAACAGUUCAGUCCUUUUUUCUUGUCGUUGUGCCAAUAUCUCAAAACUCAAGUUUUGGGGCCCCAUCCUAUCUAGCCUUCGCCUUUUCCUUUUUUCUUGAAUGGAAUGUUUUGAAAGGUAACAUUUAAAUAAGAUGAGUAAAAGAGGGAAGGAGGAGGACUCAGCUUUUGAUAGAAGUGAAUUGCAGCCCCAACAUCAAAUAUAUAGAUACAAUUUUUACAACCACUUGUUUUAUCAAGACUUUGUGAAACAGUAUUUGGGUUGACUUUUCUACCAAGAGACUUUAUGUUCUGUAUUAUGGGAUGGAGAUCAAGGAAGAGGAAGGUUUGCAUUAUGUAAAAUUCUCAAUGCAUCUACUAUAAUUUUGUGAGGUUUAUUAAACAACUUUAAAGAUUGUAUAGUCUAUUUAUUGUAUGUAUGUACAUACAGUCUGAUACUUAAAAUUUCAAGUGGAUUCCAUAGAACCUGGCUCAGUCUUGUUUAGACUAUUGGAUAUCGUUUUAGCCUUGUGCACUGGAUUCUACCUCUGUAUAGGAGAAUUUUCCAUAUUCUUCAAUUAGUACUGAUUCUGUGAUUUAACUUGGUUAUGUUUCUUGCACUAAAAAUUAAAAAAAGAGAAAUCUACUGUUAAA